Messenger RNA from Seriola dumerili (greater amberjack), 1465 nucleotides. RefSeq names its product claudin-8-like. Lineage: Eukaryota; Metazoa; Chordata; Actinopteri; Carangiformes; Carangidae. Gene Ontology annotation, biological process: bicellular tight junction assembly; cell adhesion. Bases 51 to 926 code for a protein of 291 amino acids. The transcript has a single exon. Gene Ontology annotation, cellular component: plasma membrane; bicellular tight junction. Gene Ontology annotation, molecular function: structural molecule activity. The record is from RefSeq and is a predicted model, not a curated record.
UCUCCUCAGUUUUGUUUCUCAAGCUGCGAGAGUGCAGCCAAAAAGCCACAAUGGCCUCUUACACUGCCUACAGUGGCUACAGCAAGCCACCUCAAUCUUACGUAGGCUCUUACUAUGAUGAGAAACAGGCCAAGGCCUAUACAGAUUACCAAGACUCUGUAUAUGAGGAAAAAAAGAGAAAUGAGAAGAGGAAAAGCCGGAAUGCCAUUUGUUGUGAGGUAGUGGCCCUCGUCAUCGGUUUCAUUGGACUAAUCGGAGUGGCAGCCGUGACAGGCCUGCCGAUGUGGAAGGUAACAGCCUUCAUCGAUGCGAACAUCAUUGUCAUGGAGACCCGCUGGGAGGGAUUAUGGAUGAACUGCUACAGACAAGCGAACAUCAGGAUGCAGUGUAAGGUGUAUGAUUCCCUGCUGUUUCUGCCACCUGACCUCCAGGCUGCUAGGGGUCUGAUGUGUAGCUCUGUGGCCGUGACCACCUUCGCCCUCAUAGUUUCAGCAGUGGGGAUGAAGUGUACCAGAGUGGUGGACCAUCGGGCUCGCACCAAGCAUAUUGUUCUUGUGGCGGGAGGCUGUCUCUUCCUCUUGGGCUGUAUCACUACCCUAAUCCCGGUGUCCUGGACCGGCCAUGUCAUCAUCAGGGAUUUCUACAACCCUCUGCUGAUUGAUGCCCAGCGCAGGGAGCUUGGGGAGGCUCUUUAUAUCGGCUGGGCGACCUCAGGUUUGCUUUUCAGUGCCGGGGUGAUCCUGCUGUGCCGUCAUGCUCCCCGUACCCAGGAUCCAGAGGAGAGGAUUGUGUACAACCCUGAGGGAAAUGUUUACCAACCUGCAUACACAUACCAGCCGUACACGUACCAGCCAGCGUACACCUACCAGCCUCCCUACUCAGUACCACCACCAGGAUCUGUAGUAUAUACACCAAGCCAGUACUAGUGUGGUGAAAUCAAACAAAGAGACAAUUUUGGACUUGUUUUUUUUUUUUUUUUUUUAUCUUGCCAGGAUUUGGUGCAUUUGAGAAUCAACUGACAAAUAUGACCAGAGGCUGCCACUGGAGAUGGCCAAAUCUUUCGUUACUUUCUCAAAGAGGGCCAAGUAUAUUGCAGAGUUUGAAAUUCAUUGUGAAACUAACUGUGUUUUGAUCAUGUGCUGAAUUACUGCAUGCGUUGUUUGUUACCAUAUGCUUAAUUUACAAUUAAUUACAUCAGUCAUUCAGGCACAACAUUUUUAAUCUGUAAUAAUACAAUAGCUAUUUGUUAGAUCAAUGUAUUUACAGCCUCUGCUGACAUGUUCUUUAAGACAUUAUGCACUAAGUCUUUUUCAGACCUCCAGAUGAUUUAUGUUCACUGUUUGGUUUCUGUUAUAACUGUACAUACUUUUUCAAAAUGUUGGCCUAAAUAAAUGUACAAACUACUUUAAAAUGUUGGCUUAAACAUAAACUCAAUUAUGGUUUCUAAUAAAGGAAUAAUGUUCAG